UCUGUGAGUGGCUCAGCUUUGACUUCCUUGGUCAAAGGUCUUCCAGAGGCGCUACAGAGACAGUACGAGUAUGAGGAUUCCAUCGUCCGCAGUGGCAAGCAUCUGAUGCAUAGUCCCUUCUUCAAGGUCCUGGUAGCCCUGGCCUGUGACCUUGGCCUGGACACCAUGUCCUGCUGUGCCGAAGCUCACAAGUGGGCCUGGUUCCGCCGCUACUGCAAUGCUGCCAGGGUGGCUGUGGCCAUGGUGAAGAGGUUGCCUCUGCCGCAGUCGUUCACCGAGGAAGUCAUGAAGAAGAUCCAGGAUAUCGCUAGCGACAGUGACAGCAUCAGCAGGGUCCAUGAGAAACACUCUCUGUUCAAGCAAGAGCAUGAUGAGCAGUUGUUGCAGUGGAUGAACAGAAAACCUGAAGACUGGACCUUAUCUUGGGGAGGCAGUGGCCAGAUUUGGGUCUGGGGUCAUAACCACAGAGGUCAGCUUGGUGGCGUCGAAGGGGCCAAGGUGAAACUUCCACUGAGCUGUGAUGCCCUGGCCACUCUGAGACCUGUCCAGCUGAUUGGCGGAGAGCAGACGCUGUUUGCUGUGACUGCUGAUGGCAAGGUGUUUGGUACUGGCUAUGGGGCUGGCGGCCGCCUAGGAGUGGGCGGGACUGACUCUGUGGCGACGCCCACUCUGCUAGAAUCCAUCCAACACGUGGUGGUGAGAAAAUUGGCUGUCAACUCUGGAGGCAAACAUUGCCUGGCCCUGUCUGCAGAGGGGGAGGUCUACUCUUGGGGUGAGGGUGAGGAUGGUAAACUAGGCCAUGGUAACCGCAGCCCCUGUGAUAGACCACGUGUGAUUGAAUCUCUACGAGGAAAAGAGGUCAUCGACAUUGCAGCAGGAGGAGCUCACUCUGCUUGUAUAACUGCCAGCGGAGAACUGUACACCUGGGGGAAGGGGCGGUACGGCCGGCUGGGACAUGGAGACUCAGAGGAUCAGUCACGACCCAAACUGCUGGAGGCCCUGAAAGGCUUCCGUGUGAUUGAUGUGGCAUGUGGCAGCGGUGACGCGCAGACCCUGUGUAUCACAGAUGACGACAGUGUGUGGUCCUGGGGAGAUGGAGACUACGGCAAACUUGGACGAGGUGGCAGCGAUGGAUGUAAAGUGCCCAUGAAGGUGGAAGCCCUGCAGAGCCUGGGUGUGAUGAAAGUGGAGUGCGGCUCUCAGUUCUCUGUGGCUCUCACUAAGUCAGGAGCUGUGUACACAUGGGGAAAGGGAGACUAUCACCGGCUGGGGCAUGGCACAGACGACCAUGUCAGAAGACCUAGGAGAGUUACAGCCCUUCAGGGAAAGAAAGUCAUUGAUGUCGCUUGUGGAUCUUUGCACUGUGUAGCCUGCACUGAAGCAGGAGAAGUGUUCACCUGGGGAGACAACGACGAGGGUCAGCUAGGAGAUGGGACAACAAAUGCAAUUCAGCGGCCUCGUCUGGUUACUGCCCUUCAAGGUAAAAAGAUUAACCGGGUGGCUUGUGGAUCUGCUCACAGUCUUGCCUGGUCUACGCACAAACCAGUCAGUGCUGGACGCCUGCCAACCUCUAUUCCAAUGGAGUACAACCAUCUUCAGGGCUUUGAGAUGUCUGUAUUACGAAACAGGCUGGUGUUGCUGCAUCACUUUUCUGAGCUUUUCUGCCCUUGCAUUCCCAUGGUACAUCUCCAAGAAGGUGGCCGGGACCAGAGCAAGGAUGAUGUGUCCACAGGCCUGGAUGCCCUCAGAGGGCUUCUUGUGUCUUCUGCCAAGGAAACUGCAUUCCGCAAAGUUGUUCAGGCAACAAUGGUGAGAGAUAAACAACAUGGUCCAGUCAUUGAGCUCAACAGAAUUCAGGUGAAAAGAUCCCGUGUCAAAGGCGGCCUGGCAGGUCCAGAUGGCCUGAAAUCAGUAUUUGGUCAGAUGUCCCAGAGGUGCUCCCUCUUGACACUAGAGAGCCUCAUGUUGCCUCACCGUGUUUGGAAAGUCAAGUUUGUGGGUGAGGGAGUGGACGACUGUGGAGGAGGUUACAGCGAGUCCAUCGUGGAGAUGUGUGAAGAGUUACAGAAUGGCUCAGUUCCUUUGCUCAUUGUCACGCCCAAUGGCCGGGAUGAAUCUGGAGCCAAUCGCGAUUGUUUCUUGCUCAAUCCCAUGCUGCAUUCACCAGUACAUCAGAACAUGUUCAGGUUUCUAG
Candidula unifasciata is the source of this 2194-nucleotide messenger RNA. The record is from the annotation of a GenBank genome assembly. Lineage: Eukaryota; Metazoa; Mollusca; Gastropoda; Stylommatophora; Geomitridae.